AUGGAGGAAAAAGAACCGCUGAUAGUGGCCGUCUUUGAUUGUUUAAAAGUGCAUGUGUGCCUGGGCCAAAUUGGGCGCACACUCAAGAAGUACAUGCCGAUGGAAAUACACAAGAAGGCGCCCAUAUCCGACGACAUGUGUUAUGACCUACUGUCGUGCGUUCUGGAGGAGAGCAUACGCUUUGUGUAUGCUGCCGAAGACAUGCUGGAAGACAAGAAGACACUGCUUGAGACCAUACUGCGGUCCAACUUGCUAGUGAGCAUUUUGGAGAAGCCUAGCAAGAAUCUGGCCGCGUUCAAAGAAGCGAUUAUGUAUCUGGCAAAAGCCAGCCGAGGCGAGGCCACAAACGCGCAAGAGCGCGUGCGGCAGCAGACUGUCAUUUACAUGAACUUUCAGGAGAGCAUGAUAGACAACAAAAUCACACUAAAGGGCGCGAUCUGCUCGCUUCUGCACACUACUUUAAAAACCAUGGCCGCAACAGAAAGGAUCUGCGGGGUAAGCCCGGAAAAAUAUGCGCGCUUUCUUCUUAAGCUCGCCCUCGAGUAUGCAGGAUACAUAGAGCUGGUGUACUCUUCGCAUUUAAACGCCUUAAUAGAGCGUGUGCGCCGGGAGUGGGAGGCAGGAUGCAUACCACUCCAUCCGAAGCAUACCUAUGACGUUGACGAGACGCUUUUUGGCGUGCUGAGCAAAGAGGCCAUCUUUCUGUGCAACCCAAACAGGUCCAUGCGGCCAGUUCUAUGCGGCUCGGCAGGCGAAAGGAACCUCAAAGACAUACUGCACCAUGUGUGCGCCAGAAUGUUUCUGCUGGGGACCAUCAAACGCUACAGAAGCGUUGCGCUGAACGAGCAGUACUUCUACUGCCGGCUGAUGAUGGGUGUGUACGACAACUCCAUAAAACUGGAGCUGGGAAGGAGGAAGGCCGGCGACUGCAUAGUGUACGCUGCAUCCAGCCUGCAUGCAAUAAGGGCGUUCAAGCAAACGGUGAACCAGAAGCUGUUGCACAUGCUUUUUUCAGAACUAGACAAGAAAGAGGCGCCACAGCCGCCCCAGCAGAAAUGCGCAUGCACAGACGCGGGCCCAGACGACCAAGAGAGCAGUCUGCUUGACCGGCGCGUGCUUGAGCCUCUGUCGCCUUUGCAGAAGAUGUAUGUUUUCAACAAGGUGUAUGAGUAUGCAUCGAUACUUGGAGUUAAGCUCAAAACUCCACACUACGUGAAGUUAUUCCGCAGGAAAGCAUGCCACAUUCGGAGAGUGUUUGCUGUUUGCGCGAUUUUUUUUCUGGUUUUUGCAAUAUGCACUAUAUUCACAUGUUUCCGCGCCUUGGCAAGGGCGCUCGAUAAGUAG
Nematocida major is the source of this 1344-nucleotide messenger RNA. RefSeq lists its product as uncharacterized. NCBI's taxonomy places the organism in Eukaryota, Fungi, Microsporidia. Bases 1 to 1344 code for a protein of 447 amino acids. The transcript has a single exon. The record is from RefSeq and is a predicted model, not a curated record.